UCUUGAAGAAACAAAAGCUCUCCAAAGGAGAAGUGAAGAAAGUCACGAAGAUAGCCAAGAAGGUGGCAGAGCCAGAAGUAGAGCCAAAAUCAGAAUCCGAACUCUCAGAAGAGGAUGAACAAGAAUCAGAUGAAGAAUUCCAUUCUGCUGAAGAUCAAGAAGACCUCUCCGACUUAGAGAUGGAUGAUGAUGUCGAUGUUGCCGACGUUUCAUCUUCUGAAGAAGGUAAAGAAAGCGACGAUGAAAAUGAAGACGAAGAUGAUAGUUUCCCUACCAAGAUGAAGAAAAAGAAGAAUCUUGACGACGGAUCAGAAUCCUUUGCCACUGCAUUAAAUGCCAUUGUAGGUUCCAAAUUAAAGGCAUAUGAUAGAAAGGAUCCUAUAUUGGCCAGAAACAAAGUCACGUUGAAGAAGUUAGAGUCAGAUAAAUUAGAGAACAAGGCUAAAAGAGCUCUUUUAUCGGAAAAGAAACAAUUACAAGAUAAGCACAGAGUACGGAACAUACUUCCCAGUGCUAGUGAACCCGAAAAGGUCAGAGAGAUCAUACAAAGCGAAAGACAGCUCAAGAAAGUAGCCCAAAAGGGUGUAGUCAGAUUGUUCAAUGCAGUGUUAUCUACCCAGAUUAGAACCAACCAAGAAGUCAGCAAAGAAAAAGUGGGCCAGACAAAGAAAGAAGAGUUGAUGAACGAGAUUUCCAAGGAAAAGUUCUUGGACCUUGUUCAAGCCGCUGGCCAGUCGUAG
Scheffersomyces stipitis CBS 6054 is the source of this 740-nucleotide messenger RNA. RefSeq names its product Rrp15p (gene RRP15). The record is from RefSeq and is a predicted model, not a curated record. Bases 180 to 740 code for a protein of 186 amino acids. The transcript is spliced from 2 exons. Gene Ontology annotation, biological process: maturation of 5.8S rRNA; maturation of LSU-rRNA. Gene Ontology annotation, cellular component: preribosome, large subunit precursor. Lineage: Eukaryota; Fungi; Ascomycota; Pichiomycetes; Serinales; Debaryomycetaceae.